Messenger RNA from Rhizoctonia solani, 5649 nucleotides. RefSeq names its product Nucleoprotein TPR. Gene Ontology annotation, molecular function: structural constituent of nuclear pore. Lineage: Eukaryota; Fungi; Basidiomycota; Agaricomycetes; Cantharellales; Ceratobasidiaceae. The record is from RefSeq and is a predicted model, not a curated record. The coding region runs from base 1 to 5649 and encodes 1882 amino acids. Gene Ontology annotation, biological process: mRNA export from nucleus; protein import into nucleus. The transcript has 23 exons. Gene Ontology annotation, cellular component: nuclear pore.
AUGUCGCCGGUGAUAGGGCCGGCCGUACUGCUUCCAGACGACUUGCUGUCCGCACAAGACGAUUUGCGCUCUUUGUUGGGCCUCGAUGUUGACCUCGCUCAGCCUACCAGCGAACUGCUAUUUACUGCAUAUAGGGCUCUUCUAGGGGUUCAGGAGGAGGCUCGGGCUGAAGUCGUGCGGAAAGAAGUGGAGCUGGAGCAGGCUAUCCAAGACCAUGAAUCCCGCCUGAACGAGCUGGAGUCUAGGUUGGACGAGAGUAGACAGGAAACCGCGGCUGAGAGGCAAAAGAAUUCCAAUCUCGUCUCUGCGAAUGCUGAACUUAACGCGCGCCUCGAAUCGAUGUCAGCCACGUCCACCGAUAACAGCGCAUUGUCCCGCCGAGUCGAGGAAGUGGAACGGGAAAAACGAGACUUGUUGCUUGUCGUAGAUCGCUUGAGAGAAGACUCAGUGGCCACGGAGACUGAGCUGGAAUCUGUGCGUUCUCGCCUCAAGGAGACUCGCUCUGAACUUGCCACGGUUCAAACUGAGGCCUCCGAGGCCAAGUCCAACGAGACAACUGCCAAGUUCAAGCUGGAGACGACUACCCAGGAGCUCGAAAUCUUGCGUACCGACCAUGCUCGCCUCACUACUUCCCUUUCCCAAAAAUCUGAACAGCUCGCCGCUCUUCGUCGGGAAACUGCUUCUCAAAUAACCACCCUCCAAUCCGAAGUGUCCGCUGCCCAGAGCACCACCAACUCCCUGAAUGCCACCCUUGCUUCUGUUCGUUCGGCCCAUGAAUCUCUACAAAAUCAGCACACUACCGUUCUCGAAAAAUUAGCGCAAGUACAAGGUGAUGCAGGAGCCGAGCGGGCACAGGCCAAAGCUCAGGCUGAUGCCCGAGAACGACUCAUUGCUCUCUUGGAGGAGCGAAAUGAAGAGGCUGUUAAGCGCGUGCGCGAAGUCGAGGGCGAAUAUGAAGCUGUUCUUGAACGAGCUGAGAGGCGGGAGCACAAGCUUGAAGCCGAACGCGAUAAGGCUCAAGCCCGUGCUGAGGAAUUAGAUGGCGUUGUACGAGGCUUUAUGGCUGGAGAAUUUGCUCCUGGGGCCGAUGUCUCCAUGUCGGUUGGCAACACAUCUAUUGGCCCUGGUAUUCCUGGCACCCACGAGCUGGGCGGCAAGUCCUACACUGAGGUGUACGCCGAUUAUGUGCGUAUGUCGGACGAACUUAGCAAACAAAAACUUGAGACCCGACGACUUGAGGAGUGUCUCGCAGGAAUUUUAAGAGACAUCGAAGAGAGGGCACCUUUGCUCACGGAGCAACGCAUCGAAUACGAACGACUGCAACAAACCGCUGCUGAUCUGACCCAGCAACUCGCGGAUGCUCUCAAGGCGCAAGAAGGUAUUCGUGCUAUCGAGUCGGACCGAGACAACUGCAGACGAGAGAUUCAAGUCUUGCAGACUCAGCUCGCUGAUCUUUCACGCCAAGUUGUUGUCCUUACACGGGAAGUUGCGAUUAGGGAUGAUCCCUCCUUGGCUAACGAAGAUUUCUCGGUUCCCAAUGAAAUGGACGAAGAUACCACUGCCACUGACGAAUUGAUCACAUCCGAGCUCGUCCUUUUCCGUUCGCUCCCUGAACUUCAGGCCCAAAACUCUCGUCUCCUUCGCAUGACGCGCGAGCUCGGCGACAGACUCGAGAAGGAGAUUUCCAACUCUAACGAGGGAGAAAACUUGGAUGCUGCUUUGCGCGAGGCAGGAGAAGUCGUCGAACGCCUCGAAAAAGAAGUCGAAUCUUUGAACCUUCGAACUGAAAGCCUCAAACGCGAGCGAGACGCAUGGAAGCGAGUUGCUCGAGGCAAUGCUCCUGCUGAAUCCAUUGUGGCCACAUCCACCGGAGAGGAACGUAUUCCGGCUGAAUUGGUGCCUGCCCGAGUCGACGAAGAGUUGUUGAAACAAUUAGAGGAACGAACCAAGGAGGCCGCACAGCUUAGGGAGGAGCUGAAUGCUGCACAGCGAGAGGGAGCUAGGUUGGGUGCGCAAGUUGCCAAGACAUCAGCACAGGUCACUUUCCUUGAGGAACAACGUCGUCUUUCGGCUCAAACCGCAGAGAUGCAGUCCCGCGAGCUUGCGGAGAUGCAAAGGCGUGUGAGUGAGAUGCAAGGAUUGAACACUCAGUUGGAGAUUGCGUCGAGGCAAGCGGGUGACAUUGCAGAGGAGGCUCGUGCAACAGCGGAGAAAUUGAGAAAUGACGCUGCAUUGCUGAGAGCCGAGAACGAUCUCUGGAAGAAAGUGGAAGCUCGUUUGAUGGAAGAAAACAAGAAUCUGUCUCGCGAGCGCAGUCACUUGAGCGAGCUUAUGCGCAAUCUGCAAACUAUCCAACACGAACACGAGCGGUCUGGCGCGUCAGAGAAACGAAGGCUCGAAACCGAUGUGAAGAGGCUCGAAGCAGAUUUGGAGGCUGUGCGAGCCAGGUUAGACAAAGAAACUGACAGGAAUCGUGCUACCGUACUCCAGAAAGACUCUGAGCUACGCGAAUUGCAAAGUAAACUGGAUCGUGUGAACGAAGACCUGAGCAAGACCCGCGAGACGGCUUCAGUCGCUGAGAACAGCCGUGUCCAUUUGCAACAACGGGUAGAUACGCUCGUCAAGGAGGCUCAAUCAUUGCGCGAGAAAUUGGCUGUCUACGAAGGCCGUGCUCCUGGAGCUCCGAUGCCAGAAGGCCUCAACCGCGAGCAGCAGCUCGAGAUCGAGUUGGGCGACGUUAGGGCUGCGCUCAAAAUUGCCGAGCUUGACCUCGCGUCAGCCCGUGAGCAUGUUGAACAAUUCAAGGCUAUCUCCGAAGCGUCCGAGCAGGCUCUUCGUGAACAUAUGGAGACUUGGGACACAUUCAAGGAGGAACAGGAGGCACUUAUUGCGCGCAAAGACGCCGACAUUGCUGCUCUAGAAGAACGACUCCGUGGCCUACUCGAUGACUUUACCAAGACCUCUUCUGAACGCAACCAGUUCCAGCGUGACUUGGAGGCUCAGCGUGUAUCAUUUGAAGCCGAGAAGCGUGAGCUCGAAGGCGCCAUUGCCGAUCUCAGUAAAGUCGAUGGUAGUGCCCAGGCCGCUCACCAAUCGGCACAAGAAGACCUUCGUGCACAGGCUGCCCUGGCUCAGCAAGCCAAUGAGAAAUAUGAGCGGGAAUUGCUUGCUCAUGCCGAAGCUCUCAAGCAGAUCAAUCAACUCAAGAGUACCAUCACCGAUCUCCAGAACGAAGUCAGGAAGGCAACUACUACUUCCGAAACUGCCUCUUCGAAUCUUAAAGCGUCUGAGGCAAGCUGGACUCGUCAGAAAGAGACCAUGGAGAAGGAGUUGUCGGAGCUCACUAAUCGUAUGACUGCCCUCCAGCAACAGAAUGCGUUACUUCAUACUCAGCUUGAAGAUGUCAAUACUCAGGCAGCAAAGAUUCGCCAGACCGCGAAUGCGGCUGCCGAGUCGUUGGCGAUUGAUUCGAACGAGAGCGACGUUGAUUCGAAGAUGCAACAACUUCGAGAAGUCAUUGCUUUCGUACGCAAAGAGAAAGAGAUUGUCGAUCUUCAACUUCACCUCGCUCAAGUCGAUAAUACGCGUGUAAAAUCGGAGAACGAGCGCUUGGCAGUAGCGCUGGAUGAGGCCAGGACCACCCUAUUGAAGGAACGAGCCCAGGCAGCCGAGGCGUCGGUUUCCUCCACACAGCAUGCGGAGCUCGUUGAUAAGAUUAAUCAACUUAAUAUACUACGCGAGAGCAACGCUACCCUGCGCUCAGAUUCCGAAGCAAAUCGCAAGAAAGCUGAACGACUACAAAGUCAAUUGCUUCGUCUCAAGACCGAAUUCGAACCUAUCAAACUCGAACUGGUUACGGCUAAGGCAGAACUUGAAGAACGCCAACGACAGAACGAGCAAUUCCAGAAAGAUAUCGAGCAACUCAAAGAACGAUUUGCUUCACAUGAUCGCAUCGAUCCUGAACAACUUAGCGAAGCAACCGCUGCGAAGGAGGCCGCGGAAGCCAAGGUGGUCGAGCAAACUACCGAGGUUGAGAAGCUACGCAAUGCUGCUCGAGGUUGGAAAGAGCGCUAUGAGAACUUCUCUGUCAAGACCCGCGAGGAACUCACGAAGCGUAACAACCAGAUUGCCCAGCUUGAAACAGAAAAGAAUGAGGUGGUUGAGUCCGCUCGAACAACCACGGCUGAGCUUGAACAACUGAAGGCUGAGCUUGCUAAAGUUCAAGCCAGUGGUGGUAGUAGUAACGAUAUCCAAUUGAAGGCACUGGAGAAAACAAAGGCCGCUUUGCAGGCAUCGGUGGAGGAACUGACCGCCAAAGUAACAGCAUUGGAGGCUAGCGCAGCUGCUGCUCCAGUUUCUGUUGAGGGCGCUCCAGAGCAACAGUCCCAAAUUGCCUCACUUCAAGCCGAGCUCGAGAUUUUGCGUAAUGAGAAGCAGGCGCUUGAGGCUGCCCAAACCGCAGUGCCCAGUGCGGACCAAGAAUCUCUGAAGAAAGAGAAGGAGAAAGCAGAAGAAGAAUUGAAGGAGUUACGCACCAAACUGCAGGCGCUCGAAACUCGUAAUGCGAAGGUUUUCAACGAUGCCAAAACCUUCAGGCGAGAAAAGAUCGAGGCCGAACGAAAAGUCCAGCAACUUACAACAGAACUCGCGGAAGCCAAGGCCAACACCGGCGCUGAAGCAGCAAGUUCUACUGAAGAAUCAGAUGCCCAGCGCGAAGCUGAAAAAGCUGCUGCGAUAGAAAAGGCGGUGACUGAAGCGACUGACAAACUCCGCGCUGAGCUUGCGACCGGCGAGAAAGAUGCAAAACCGUCGGAGGACAUCGUUGCACUCAAGGCGGCACACGAGGAGGAGGUCAAGAAACUCAACGAGGAACACGCGGUGAAGUUGGCUGAGUCGAAGGCCGCUAGCACGAGUGACAACAAUAACACGGUCAGCGAAGAAGCUCUCAAGACCGCACGAGAAGAAGGCAUUUCCGCCGGCAAAAAAGAACUCGCCUCCAAGCUAACACUCCUAGAACGCAAGCUUCAAAACAAGGACGCAUCGAUUGCUACACUGAGCAGUCGCAAUGCUGAACUGGAGCAGUUGCUCAAGGCAUCUAGCUCCAACUCUCCCGUGACGACUGCAGUUCCCGCUACGGAAACUAAAGCCGCUCCCAAGCGCACCGGAUCUAUUUCCACUCCAGCUGCCCCCACAACAGCGGCCGCCAACUCUGCCGGGUUGCCAGGGAAGCCUGCUCCUAACGAAACCGCCCCUACGACUGUACCUGCGUCUGCACCUGCACCUGCGGGUGCCGGUAGAGGUACCGCCUCUACUCGUGCUCGUGGAACCGGUGCGACUCGAGGUGCAGCAGCUCGUGGCCGCGGACGAGGUGGGAUGACUGGUGGGUCUGUAUUAGAUGGCGUGAAUGCGGUUCUUGGCGCUGCUGCUGCAACAAAUACUGGUGGGACUUCGAUCGCAGGAGCUGCCAAACGCCCUCGCGAGUCUGAAGCUGCUGCUACUGCUGAAGGUGGUAGUGAGUUGGCCAAGCGUUUACGAAGUGCGGAUCCUUCAAAUGCUUCGGCAAAAUCUGGCGAUGCCGCUACCAGCACAACUGCUCCUACGCGUGUGCUCCCUCCACGAAACCGCCAGCCUCCCGCAGCGACUCAAUAA